This is a messenger RNA of Trifolium pratense (red clover), 2212 nucleotides long. Its product is annotated as probable indole-3-acetic acid-amido synthetase GH3.1. Gene Ontology annotation, molecular function: acid-amino acid ligase activity. NCBI's taxonomy places the organism in Eukaryota, Viridiplantae, Streptophyta, Magnoliopsida, Fabales, Fabaceae. Bases 179 to 1963 code for a protein of 594 amino acids. The transcript is spliced from 3 exons. The record is from RefSeq and is a predicted model, not a curated record. Gene Ontology annotation, cellular component: cytoplasm.
UCACUUCAAUCUAAGAUAACAUAACAAUCUUCUUACAUUCUUCUCUUCAAUUCUUCUAUUUUAUUUCUCCCUCUAUUUCCUUUUGUUCCAUAACUCAUCUCUUCAAUUUUUCAUAAGCAACAAUCAAAAAACCUUCAAAAAUUCAAAUUUGUUAAAAUUUCUUUGAACUGAAACUAAGAUGGCCGUGGACUCAAACCUUUCAUCUCCAUUAGGACCACCAGCGUGUGACAAAGAUGCAAAGGCGCUUCGAUUCAUCGAAGAAAUGACUCGAAACGCCGAUGCUGUUCAAGAAAGAGUGUUGGCCGAGAUUCUAAGCCGAAACGCAGAGACAGAGUACGUUAAACGCUUCAAACUCGACGGCGCAACUGACCGUGAAACAUUCAAGACCAAGAUUCCUGUCAUCACGUACGAUGAUGUUCAGCCAGAGAUUCAGCGAAUUGCCAAUGGUGAUCGCUCUCCAAUUCUCUCAGCUCAUCCCAUCUCUGAAUUCCUAACAAGUUCUGGGACUUCAGCUGGUGAAAGAAAAUUGAUGCCAACAAUUAAGGAAGAGUUGGAUCGUCGCCAACUUCUAUACAGCCUUCUAAUGCCAGUUAUGAACCUUUAUGUGCCAGGCUUAGACAAAGGAAAAGGCUUAUACUUUUUGUUUGUGAAGUCAGAAACAAGGACACCAAGUGGGUUAUUAGCCCGCCCGGUUCUCACAAGUUACUACAAAAGUGAACAUUUCAAGACCCGACCCUACGACCCAUACAAUGUUUACACAAGUCCAAAUGAAGCAAUCCUCUGCCCUGAUUCAUUCCAAAGCAUGUACACACAAAUGCUAUGUGGACUCAUCGAACGCAACCAAGUCCUUCGCCUUGGCGCUGUCUUUGCCUCCGGUCUACUUCGUGCAAUUCGGUUCCUUCAACUCAAUUGGGUCGAACUAGCCCAUGAUAUUCGAACCGGGACUUUAAACUCGAAAAUUACUGACCCGAAGCUAAAAAAUCACAUGAAACAUUUUAUCAAACCCGACCCGGAAUUGGCAUCAUUUGUGAUUCAAGAAUGCUCAAAUGAAAAUUGGGAAGGAAUAAUCACAAGGAUUUGGCCUAACACCAAAUACUUAGAUGUCAUUGUAACUGGUGCUAUGGCUCAAUACAUUCCAACACUUAAUUACUAUAGUGGUGGGUUACCUCUUGCUUGUACUAUGUAUGCUUCCUCGGAAUGCUACUUUGGACUUAACCUUAAUCCUAUGUGCAAACCCUCGGAGGUUUCUUACACCAUCAUGCCAAACAUGGCCUACUUUGAAUUCCUACCACACGAAUCAGGGUCAACGAGAAUUGUUGACCUUGCUGACGUGGAGGUAGGAAAGGAGUACGAGCUUGUGAUCACAACUUAUGCAGGUUUGUACCGUUACCGAGUUGGUGACAUUCUCCGAGUCACCGGGUUUCAUAAUUCAGCACCACAGUUCCACUUUGUACGUCGUAAGAACGUGUUGUUAAGUAUUGACUCGGAUAAAACAGAUGAGUCAGAGCUACAAAGAGCGGUGGAAAAUGCUUCAAAGUUGUUGGUUGAGUUAAACACUAGUGUGGUGGAGUACACAAGUUAUGCAGAUACCGAGACGAUACCAGGUCAUUAUGUGAUAUAUUGGGAGUUGUUGACCAAAGCCGACUCUGCGAACUCCUCGAAUUUGCCGAGUCAUGACGUGUUGAAUCAGUGUUGCUUGGAAAUGGAAGGAUCAUUGAAUUCAGUUUAUAGGCAGUGUAGGGUUGCAGAUCAUUCAAUUGGACCAUUGGAAAUAAGGGUUGUGAAGAGUGGAACUUUUGAGGAGCUUAUGGAUUAUGCAAUCUCAAGAGGUGCUUCAAUUAAUCAAUAUAAGGUUCCAAGGUGUGUGAAUUUUACACCUAUAAUGGAGCUUUUGAACUCUAGGGUGGUUUCUGUUCACUUUAGUCAAGAUUUGCCACAUUGGACCCCUGAAAGAAGACGUUGAUCAAUAAGAUUAAUUUUGACAUAUGGGGUAAUUGGGUAGAUGUAGAUUUUGCUAUAUGCAAUUUGUAAGUUCAUCUCUUGGUUAAUUAAAUGUGUAGGAAGGAUUUGUGAAGAGUCUAUGAGAGUAUGGAUUAGGAGGUCUCUCUUGGUUAGGUUAAUUAUUACUAUGUAUUUUGGUUUAAUUAGUGAACUUGUGCAAAAGAUGCGCAACUUUGUUUAGUAAAUUUGUAUGUAUUGAUUGUUUCAACUA